AUGGCAGCCGGAGGACCGUUCUUUCUCAUGCGCCUUGUGUCUUCGUCUGUCGCUGUGGCUAAUCGAGCCGGUGGAAUUAUCCGUAACAUACUUAAAACAGGCAGCCUUGGCGUUGUAGACAAGGUUUGUGUAUUUAUUAUAAAAUACUGUCAGAAAGUGGGGCAAUUUGAUUUAAUAUUAAAAGGUGGAUCGAACCGAUCCGCUGAUGAAACGAAUGAAGCAAAAUAAUAUUAUUAUUUGCCUCUUCCACCAAGGGUCUUAAAAUUCUGGCGAACGGUUAUGUCCAAUCGUCUCUUAUUUCUUUAUGAAUUUGUUGAAUGAGUGAAAAUCUCUAUGGUUCUACCCUGAUAGCUAGUUUUUUUACUGCACCUGACGUGUUUGUGUAAACCAUUUAUAAUCAUUAAAAAUUUAUUCAUGGAUGAUUUGGAAAAGUACACCAGCUGCUACGCGUGAAAAGUCACAGUUGACCUUCUCUUUUAUCGAGUUACUGAAAGCCAGUAUACCAAGGUUUUUAUCCAACUUGUUUUCUUCUUGUCUACCUUUUAGUUUUGUUUUUGUUUUUGUUUUCUCUGUGUUAUGUAAAUCAUAUUUGAAAUGUAAAGCAAGAAGGUAGAUUUCUUGAGUUUGAAGUUAGUAUCAUCCUGCAGGUUUAUUCUAUCUCUUGACCUCUGGGAGGAAUCGUUAUUGAAUUUGUGUUAGGUGCUCAAGUUUGUUUAGCGGGAAGAAUACUUGUAAAUGCAGAAGAUAACCUCAGUGCUGGGCUUACCUUGUUAGAAGGUGACACUGCCAUUGAAAAACUUUGACUGCUUAAAUAAACAUAUGGGAGUGCUUCCUACUCUGUGUAAAAUAAUCUGCAACAACCAUGGAGAAUUGCAACAUUCACAGAAGAACAAAACUGUCCAUUAGCUUAAUGAAAUAAUGUGCAUAUGUAAUAUGUACCUCACCAAACAAAAUGACUUUUCAUGCUUCAGGGAGGCAAUGGAGAAUAUGACCCACAAACUGAAGCAGAUCGUGCAUCUCAGAAGUGUAUAAUUGCCUCACUCUUGAGAACAUAUCCAACUGUGCAAAUUAUUGGAGAGGAAGAGGUGUGUUGAUUUGAAUCAAACCUAUAGCUGGAUGCUUGACCAAAUUAGCAACAGAAAAAUAAUGAGUGAGUCAAGCCCUAUACAUGGCUCCCAUGUGACAAUUGUUCUGUUGAUGAUAUGUAUGUGAGUAGCAGCAGGGUUGAAAUAACCCUGCUGGGUGUUAGAAAGACACUCUUUUUGAUUUUAGUAAAAUUGUUUUUAGUUUUGUGUAGCAAGCUUGUGGCUUGUGGAAAAGAUCUGAGCCCAGUUGUAUAUAGGGCGGAUAAAGCUAUCCAAUGGAUAAGUCACUAUCUAGCAGAAGUGUUUGAAAAUGUAAAGCAGUGUUGACAUAUAGCGAUUUAUUCAGUGGAUAACGUUAUCCAACCUUCGAACAAUCAAGGCCUGUAUACUAUAUACUAGGAUACUAUAGAUGAGUGAUUGUGCUGUGUAUCCACAAUAAAAACUUGUAUUUUAUCUUUUCAGAAUAUUCAUUUAGAAGACAUGGAAGAAGAGUUUAUUGAAAUAUCUCAAGAUGAAGCAGUUCUUUCUAAAGCUUGUCCAGAAGAUCUCAUUGCAGUCAAGCCAGAGGAAGUGAGUUACUAUUGCUUCAUAGUUAUACAUUAUUUAUCAAUAUUAUUGAUUGUAUACCAAGGUUUGAUAAUUUAUUGUACAAAUUGAAGUAUUUUUGUUAGUCCAUGAGAAUCAUGAUAAUUAAUGAUCAGCAUGAUUUUAGGCUACAACCAAACCUAUUAUUCCUGGCUUAGUCUGCUGUGCCAGUCACUAAAGUCAGGAUGAACUUAAGAAGUUUGCAGCACUCAAGUGAAGUCAUGCAUGUUAUUACAACAUCAGUUGCUCUGCUUACACAAUCUAUGUGAAGCUUUUAGGUCUUCAUCUAUAACUGUCUUGCAUUUAUACAGGUUACCAUCUGGGUGGAUCCACUAGAUGGAACAAAAGAAUUUACAGAGGGUACGAGAAUUUGUGUUGAACUAACAGUAAAUGCCUGUAUUGUGAAAAGGUCACUUUCCUUCCUUAGAAUUCUUUCUACCCUACCCUUCCUCUUGCCAAAUACUGUCGUACUGCCAUUCAGAUGGACCAUUAUAAGAUACACAUGUUUAUCUUAGACACUUGUGAUACUAUUUCCCUUUUUUUUCUUUGUUUUUGUAAGCAACACUAUAAACACAUCGUUUAUUAAAGCUUGGUGAGUUGAAAAACAAGUCUUGACUCAUAAGUUUUUAUUACCCCCCCCUUUCUCUGAGCCCCCUACCUGAAAUCUUUGAAAUUGACAUCUUGGGAAAUUUCUAGAGCAUUUACAUUUAGGUAUGACUGGCUGGCUCUGAGUUCAGGUUUACAAAUAAGAGGAUUUUUUUCUGAAAUAGGAAGCAAUAGGUAUCAUGGUUGGUAUGAUACAUGCUUGUUAAAAUUAAUCUUUAGGUAACCCCUGGCUAUUUGUAUUUAGUUGUAAUCUGCCUUCUGUGCAGUUGAAUUAAUUUAUAUUUAAUUUAGUACAAAAUUGAUUUGACUUUCUUAUGUCAAACAGGUCUUUAUGACCACGUCACAGUUCUUAUAGGUAUUUCAUUAAAUGGCACGCCUAUAGCAGGAGUCAUCCACCAGCCAUUUUAUGGUCAUGAAAAUGAAACUCAAGGAAUUAAACUUGGAAGGACUAUGUGGGGUGUAAGAGGUCUUGGCACCUUUGGUUUUACCCACAUCCCCCCUCCCCCAGGACGAUGUGUCAUCACCACAACUCGCUCUCACUCCAAUGGGUUGGUAAUGGAAGCAAUAGAAGCAAUGAAACCUGACAAGAUAUUAAAGGCUGGUGGAGCAGGUUAUAAAGUGUUGUUGCUGCUUGAAGGGACUGCUGAUGCCUAUGUGUUUGCUAGCCCAGGGUGCAAACGUUGGGAUACCUGUGCAUGCGAGGCUCUCCUUGAGUCAGUAGGUGGUACUCUGACAGACGUGUGUGGAGAGCAUGUCACAUAUGAUCCUAAAGCAGAUAGCUAUGUGAAUAAAACUGGUGUGCUGGGAUCGCUAAAGGACCAUAAGUUUUAUGUAGACAUGAUCCCAGAAUCUAUUAAAAGUAAUCUGCGUGGAAAAUUGUAAUUUACUAUUUAAUGAAAUGAUUCACAAAUU
This is a messenger RNA of Pocillopora meandrina, 3188 nucleotides long. The record is from the annotation of a GenBank genome assembly. Lineage: Eukaryota; Metazoa; Cnidaria; Anthozoa; Scleractinia; Pocilloporidae.